UGCAAGAGAGGACAGGAAUCUGUCACCGCUCCUGUCAAACUGACGAAGGAGAGCAGUGAAAUCUGAAUUUAGUGAUGUGGUUUUAAUUGUGUCCAGAAUAUUGGUGAAGGAAGACGUCAAGAUGCACGACGCAUACGAAGCAACGCCCAUUCUGAAGCUGACAGUGCAAAUAGAGUCUAUGGCAGCCUAUGACGACAAUUUAUUGAUUGGAACGAGAGAGGGUCAUUUGUUGAUCUACAAUGUCCCACCUAAAUCCAACGAGUAUGGAAAGUUGGAGUUGCUGCGGUACAGCAAGAAUUUUAGUAAAAAGAGGAUCGUGCAGGUGGAUGUCGUACCUGAAUUUAAUUUACUCAUCUUAUUGACAGACGACAUAAUCUGCGUGCACGACCUGAACUCCAUAAACAUCCAGCAAAUAAGCCAGCUCCCAAAGACCAAAGGAGCAACGCUCUUCGCCCUGGACAUCCAAGAAGCGAAGAGUCUAACCGGCGAGAAGAACACGGUAGUUCGUCUGUGUGUCGCAGUGAAGCGCAAGCUCCAGCUCUACUACUGGAAGGGUCGUGAGAAUCAGUUCAAGGACCUGGGAGUGGAGUCUCGAAACGAGCUCUCCCUCCCGGACGUCCCGAGGGAGCUUGCCUGGUGCGGCGAGACCCUGAUCGUCGGUUUCCACGGCAUCUCCUACACCCUGAUCUACCUGGACGGCAAGACGAAGGAGCUCUUCCCCACCGGCAAGCCCCCAAAGCCCAGCAUCACGAAGCUCUCGGACUCGUCCUUCGCGCUGGGCAAGGACUCCCAAUCGAUCAUAAUGAACACCUCUGGGGAGUUGAUCCAGCACAAUCCAGUCAAGUGGACGGACUCACCGAGUGUUACAGCCUGGGACGACCCCUAUCUUCUGGGGAUAGUCCACGACACCCUGGAGGUCUACACCCUGGAGGGCUCGCUGCACAUCCAGACGCUCCAGGACCUCAACAAGUCACGACUCCUCUGCAGAUGCAAGCAGGGCAGGGUCUACGUGGCCUCAAUCAGCCAGGUCUGGUGUGUGAGUUCUGUCGACGUUGAGCUCCAGAUCAGAAAGCUCCUGGAGCAGAACCAGUUCCAACUGGCGUUGAAGCUGACGAAUCUGUCGGAAACUACGGAGGACGAGAAACUCAAGCGAACGUACAAGAUUCAGACGCUGUACGCCCACCACUUGUUCUGCAGCAAAAAAUUCCAAGAGGCGAUGAAGCAGUUCCACGAGCUGGGGACAGACCCCUACGAGGUGAUUCGUCUGUUUCCUCAUCUUGUCUCGGACUCGGGGGGCAACGAGGUCGAGCCAGUGACGGGUCUGCCGAAACUUCAGGAUCGCGAUCUCGAGAAUGGAUUGCUAGCUCUGAUCGGUUUUCUGACGGAAGUCAGGCACAAUCUCAUGGGGGGGACCGAUGGCAAAGAGGGGAAGGAGAGGGAGAGGAAGAGCAUGACUGCAGCGGCCACCGAGCAGCUGCUCAAGAUCAUUGACACGACGCUGCUCAAGUGCUAUCUUCAGACGAACGACGCGCUGGUGGCGCCACUGCUGCGGUUGAAUCACUGCCAUUUGGCGGAGGCGGAGAAGACUCUGCUGCAGCACCAGAAGUACCCGGAGCUGAUUAUUCUUUAUCAGACGAAGGGACAGCACAAGAAGGCUCUUGAGUUGUUGGAGAAACAGAGCAAGCAGAGUGACUCCAGCUUGAGGGGGACUGAGAGGACUAUUCAGUAUCUUCAGCAUCUGGGGAAGGAGCAUGUGGAGCUCAUUCUCAAGUUCUCGGGGUGGGUGCUGGAGCAGGACCCUGAGCAGGGACUCAGGAUAUUCAUGGAGGACGUGCAGGAGGUCGAGCAGCUGCCAAGGCCGAAGGUCCUUGAUUACCUCUUGAGGCAGCACAAAGGGCUCGUCAUCACGUACUUGGAGUACGUGGUGAGAGUCUGGGAGGACGAGAACUCACUCUUCCACAAUAUCCUGGUGCACCAGUACAAGGAGAAAUGCCUGGCGGGCAUGAGUCCCUCGGCGACACCGGCCGAGAGACAGAAUGCCGAACAUGUCAGGCAGAAGCUGCAACAGUUUCUGGAGAAGUCCGUGCAUUACACUCCGGAGACGGUUCUCGUGCAGUUCCCCUCGGACUGCUUGUUCGAGGAGAGGGCGAUCAUCCUGGGGCGACUCGGGAGGCAUCAGCAGGCGAUUUCUAUUUAUGUUAAUCUGCUGAAUGAUGUGCCCAGGGCCAUUAAGUACUGCCAUAAUGUCUAUGCGGGGUAUGAAGGUCAGAGAAACGGGGAUGGAGGAAAGUCGACUGACGGGGCUGAUGAGGUCUAUGUGACACUAAUUCAACAGCUGCUCAAGCCAGAACCUGUCUUUUUGGCCGGAAACUCAGAGAUACAGAAGACUGCUCAACCUGAUUUAGAGACUGCCUUGGAGCUCUUGGAGCAGUAUGCCCCCAAGAUAUCGCCAAUCAAGGCCCUGGAGGUGCUGCCUGAUACAGUGCCUAUUGGGAGGAUCAGGCACUUCCUGGAAGCGUCCCUGCAGAACCAGUUGAAUGAGAGGAGGAAGACCCAGGUGUUGAAGGGGCUGCUUCAUGCUGAGCAUCUCCAGGUCCAAGAGCAGAGAAUGCAUUACGAGUCUCAGAGUGUUCUCAUGACUGAGUUUAAUAUCUGUCCUGUUUGUAAGAAGAGAUUUGGCAAUCAGAGUGCAUUCGCAAGAUAUCCCAACGGCGAGAUAGUCCACUACUCCUGUCAAGAGCGAAAAACGUGAAGUGAAACCAAAUAAUCAGUUUUUCAUAACGAAAACAUUUAUAACUGCAAUGUAACAUACUCCACUAGUCGAUUAUUUUCAAAUUUUUAUGAAUAAAAAUUAUUAAAAAAUC
Diachasma alloeum is the source of this 2864-nucleotide messenger RNA. It is a transcript of the gene Vps39, whose product is annotated as vam6/Vps39-like protein. The coding region runs from base 122 to 2752 and encodes 876 amino acids. The transcript has 7 exons. Lineage: Eukaryota; Metazoa; Arthropoda; Insecta; Hymenoptera; Braconidae. The record is from RefSeq and is a predicted model, not a curated record. Gene Ontology annotation, biological process: autophagy; endosomal vesicle fusion; vesicle-mediated transport. Gene Ontology annotation, cellular component: cytoplasm; membrane.